Molecule: messenger RNA, 1689 nt
Organism: Ricinus communis (castor bean)
Lineage: Eukaryota; Viridiplantae; Streptophyta; Magnoliopsida; Malpighiales; Euphorbiaceae
Product: exo-poly-alpha-D-galacturonosidase
Exons: 3
Coding region: 101-1516 (471 amino acids)
Biological process (GO): carbohydrate metabolic process
Molecular function (GO): polygalacturonase activity
Source: RefSeq, a predicted model, not a curated record
UCAAUUACUUGCAGCCAUUGGUGAUCUCUCUCUCUCUUUAUAUAUUAGUCAACAAUCACAAAUUUGCCUAAACGACUGAAAGAAGAGCAAAUAAGCUCAAAUGACAACUUUACUGAUUAUCCACUUAAUCACUGUCCUAAUUCAAAUAUCUCUCAUCCAAUCACAUCCUGACACCUCAUUACUGCCUUCAACCAUUCAACUCCCUCGCCAAACCAUCACUCUCUCCGUCACCGAUUUCGGCGCCACCGGCAACGGCCAUGAUUACGACACUGUACCCAUCCAAUCCACAAUUGACGCUUGUCCUCCGACCACAACCUGCCACGUCAAAUUCCCGCCAGGCAAGUAUCUAACCGCGACAAUCCAUCUGAAAUCCAAAGUUGUUCUAGAGAUUCAGAAGGGCGCCACUUUAUUGGGAGGCACAAGGAUGGAGGAUUAUCCGAAAGAGUUCAGCAGAUGGUAUGUUGUGUUGGCAGAAAAUGCAAGUGAUGUAGGGAUAACUGGUGGUGGCGCGGUGGAUGGUCAAGGAUCGAAGUUUGUGAAAAGAUUUAGUGAAGUCAAGAAUGUUAUGGUGAGUUGGAAUCAGACUGGGGCUUGUUUGGGCGAUGAAUGUAGACCUAGACUCGUUGGUUUCAUUGGAUGUACUAAUGUUCGUGUUUCCAAUGUUUCUUUGACGGAACCUGCUUAUUGGUGCUUGCACAUAGUUCGAUGCCAGAACACAUCAAUCCAUGAUGUUUCCAUAUAUGGUGAUUUUAAUACGCCUAACAAUGAUGGGGUAGAUAUAGAAGAUUCAAAUAAUACAGCCAUUACAAGAUGCCGUAUUGAUACAGGAGAUGAUGCCAUAUGCCCUAAGACAUAUACUGGCCCCCUUUAUAACUUGACUGCAACAGACUCUUGGAUUCGAACAAAAUCUUCAGCAAUCAAGUUUGGAAGUGCCAGUUGGUUUGAUUUCAAGAAUCUGGUGUUUGACAAUAUCACUAUAGUUGAUUCUCACAGAGGUCUUGGACUGCAGAUACGUGAUGGAGGAAAUGUGAGUGACAUCACUUUCUCAAACAUAAACAUUACCACACGAUACUAUCAUCAAUCAUGGUGGGGAAGAGCAGAGCCUAUUUAUGUGACAACCUGCCCGCGGGACUGGAGUGCAAAAGAGGGCUCUAUUUCUAACUUACUUUUUGUUAACAUAACAGCAACUUCUGAAAAUGGAGUCUUCUUAUCAGGUUCUAAAAAUGGCUUGUUAAGCAACCUGAGAUUCAUAAAUGUGAAUCUCACUUACCGAAGGUGGACGAAUUAUGAAGGUGGAUUGAUAGACUACAGACCUGGUUGCCAGGGUUUAGUUAAUCACAGUGCAGCUGGGAUCAUCAUGGAACACAUUGAAGGCUUCGAGAUUGAGAAUGUAAAUAUGAGAUGGUCUGAUACUGAGAAUCAGAAAGAGCAAUGGGAUAAUCCUCUGGAUUUCAGGCCUUGGACUGUAAACAACAUUUCUUUGUCCAAUUUCCAUUCUGGUUUGUACAAACAAUGAAUUAGUCAGGGAAACCAUGGGAGGAACUUUUACUUUGAUGGUGUCAAAUUUCGGAUUUUUCAGAUAAAUAUUUGACAAGCAUCAGUACAUGAUUAUUUGAAGAAUUGUUGUAUGAAAAGUAAAAACAGGAUUUUUCGAGAUGUGCAAUGACUGAUUUUUCUUCUUUGUGGAUA